GUUGGUCUCGGCUGCGUUCGGCUCCACUCGGCUUUUCUCGGCUGUACUCGUGAAAGCCUCCGCCUUGACCCCCCUGGGGUUAAACUGUAAGGCUAACUUACUCAUGCCCGCAUCAGCACAUUUUCUUUGUAUAUUAAAAAUGUGUAUUCUAAGCUCCAGCUAUUUUAUAUGUAGUAAAUUUUUUUUUUUUUAAAUGCACACCAAUAAUUGAUUAAAUGGCUUGCAGGUUUGUACCAACGAGGAAGAUUUUCAAAGGGCAGCGAUGAGCUCCAUCAUAUCAGAACUGCAUUUAAAAUAUGCAGCAAAGACUUGGAAUGACACUUUUCAGCUGGUUAGAAGAUGCAUGGACACCACUAGAGAUAACUCCAAACCCUGCGAGCCGCUUGUUCGGGCUCUCAAAAGGCUGCAGGAAGUGCUUAACGUGUCUUCCAUGAACGUCAUGCGCUCUCGUUUGGAGAUGAUUGCCAAACAACACGGGAUGGGCUUCCACUUUACGGAGGCCACCUGCUACCUGACGGCCGACCUGUUCUAUCUGGAGGUGGCGCUGCUGCCGUGUGGCGGGGUGGAGGAGGUGAAGGUGGCGCCACAUGGGGGAGCCCCAGUCAGGAGCGAGGCUUUCCUUCAGCUGCUAAAGUCAAAACAUUUUGCAGGGUUCUCUGCUAAACUGAAGGACCUCUUCACGCAGUACAACAUCCCUGGAGACAACGAUGUCAAAUUCAAACUAUUUGCUGCUCUGCAACAUCUCAGCAAAGACUUGCAAGAAAUGUGCCACUUGCCAAGGGUUGCAAAUGAGAGCUGCUACCAGAUGGAUGUAGUGAACAACAGCAUACUGGGCUGUUUCAUACCUGGAAAAGAAGAUUGCCCUUUGACCCUCCAGUUUUAUUCUGCCAGAGCAGGUGAAGUGACUACAAACCUGAAAGCAGACCCACAGGUUGCCCAGAUAGCUGUGUGCCCGAGUCAUGUGACCCACAGGCUUCAGAUUGCCUCAGUCCUGCCGCUGCCGCUACAACUGGACAACCAAGGCUACCCGGUCUUCACCCCCUGGACGGAUGUCCCUCAUGAAACAUUCCCUGCCUGCUUUGUGCUCAAACUGCAGCCAGCCAUACCCAUUAUGGUGCCUUUUGUUGACAAGAUAAGCCGAAUUACAGAAGUUGCUAUACCAAAUUCUGACCUGCAGUGGGCGCCAUUUCCCCACCUUUUGACAGGAAGUGAUGGGCAGGACAAUGUUUUCACUCUGCGUCUUUCAGGUGAUGCCGUCCACACGUAUGUUUUCCCUGGAGAGGCGUGGGACUCUCCUGCCCACAAAGGGGUCAUGAUGGACAGCGUUCCCUUCACCCAUCCUGUCCACGUCCCCAAUCUGGUGGAGGUGCUGCGGCAUCAGUGUGUUAUUAACACUUUACUGAGCAGCUGCACAUCACCAGGUCCAGUUUCAGCCUGUGAUCAACAUUUCGAGAUUCGUCUUGAGACAGACACCAGCUUCUCUGUGACCUUUCACCGACCCCACCUGGAUUCUCUUGCAGUGUUGCUGGUGGACAUCCCCAAUUCUCACCAGCUUGCAUGCAGACUAUUUGGAGCAGGCAUGGACGCUUCCCUGGAUGGACAUGUCUCUGACAUCAUGAAAAGGUGCAUGUCUGUCCCUUUGACGCUGCAAGCCUUGUACAUAAAGAUGGAAGAUGCACCUCCUCCUGUCUCCAUCCUUGCAAUGGCUGAGAAUGAACCUUCUACUUCCUCAUGCGUACUUAUGGAAGACUUGAGUGCACCAAAGCAGGAGGAGAACUUGGCCGCCUCAGAGCACCUCAACGUUAGUCCCUCCGCCGCCGCCGCCAACCUUUGCCCCGUCGCUCCCGAGGGCGUCGUUGAACCCUGCUUGACUAACAACGGCCAGCAGUCUGAGCUGGUGUAGUUGAGUACAAAGCCUCCACUUUAAAAUUAAUAAUCCUAAUAAAUAUUGCCUCCUAGUUUGGUUUGCACAAAGCCAUGAAUGUGCAGCUGUUCCUUCUACACAACAACUGUACUUAACAGAAUGUAGGUGGGCUGAAAGCAGUUUAUUGCUGUGUGGAUUGAAAAUGUCACCAGCAGACAACUGCUUUGCAGAGGUAUCCAAUGACCUGUAUGGACGCUAUUUAUAGAAACAUUCCAAAACGUGCGGUAAAACCAUUCUCUUCGUUCAGCUGCUCUUUAAUUCAAAGAAGAAGAGGAGAUUAUGUGUCACCCUCCUCUUUGGUGGUGAAGCGGUAAUCCAAAAAAUCUGUUUCCUUCACAAAUUUGUGCUUGGAAAGGUCAGCGAGAGCUGGCAUGAACAUUUUUUCAACAAAAUGACACAAUAAUUGGUAUUCCUUCAACUGUGGCAAGCAAUCAUGCACAAAGUAUUCCACAUGAUGUACGUUCCAUGUACACGUUUAAAAAAAAUUGUCCAACACUCAAAAAACACGGUCAGUAAAAAAAAACUAAACAUUAGACUCUUAGCAAUUGUGCCAAUCAGCCCAGAAGUCCUUAACGUGUCAGUGCCCAUUUUAAAGCAAAACAAUUAAAUGUUUUGGCCAAGGAUAUAAUAAGUUAAAUACUGAAUAUAUUUAAAAUGUGAAUGAUGAUAUUCCCCCUGGCUUAUCUCAGUAUUAAAUGCAUUUGUAUAACCAAUAUGCCAUCCGAAUCUUUUUUUCACAAUGUAAUAUUUUUUAUUUUUUUUGCCGUAGCACACUUUAGUGAGACACCACCCUACUUGCAUCUUGACAGUGACGGACAAGCUACUUGGAAAAUGUAGCAAGCUAAACUACAAGUUACUCUCGAUUAAAUGUAGCUAAGCUACAAGCUACACGGCAAAAGUAGCUUGCUACAUUUAACAACAUUUACUGUAUAUCCAUGGACCCACAUGUAUAACGUCAAUGUUAAUGUAACUGAGUUACAAUAAGGGUCCAUUACUAUUAACUGUCUGUCAUUUAGCCGGGGACACCCUACAACUAGGUACAUGUAGUGUAGUUUGCCUUUUCUUUGGCCCACCCCCAUAAUGUUAUUCAUUUUCCCUGCCUACAGUAAAAAUCUAUUUUAUAUCCUGACAUAAAAACAAUGACUUGUGUGGUAACAGUUGGUAAUGGUUAU
Molecule: messenger RNA, 3096 nt
Organism: Nerophis lumbriciformis (worm pipefish)
Lineage: Eukaryota; Metazoa; Chordata; Actinopteri; Syngnathiformes; Syngnathidae
Product: F-box/LRR-repeat protein 7-like
Biological process (GO): cellular response to thyroid hormone stimulus; SCF-dependent proteasomal ubiquitin-dependent protein catabolic process; regulation of transcription by RNA polymerase II
Cellular component (GO): mediator complex; SCF ubiquitin ligase complex
Molecular function (GO): nuclear vitamin D receptor binding; nuclear retinoic acid receptor binding; transcription coregulator activity
Source: RefSeq, a predicted model, not a curated record